Molecule: messenger RNA, 1107 nt
Organism: Suncus etruscus (white-toothed pygmy shrew)
Lineage: Eukaryota; Metazoa; Chordata; Mammalia; Eulipotyphla; Soricidae
Gene: TTC9C
Product: tetratricopeptide repeat domain 9C
Exons: 3
Coding region: 354-1022 (222 amino acids)
Molecular function (GO): protein binding
Source: RefSeq, a predicted model, not a curated record
UUGCAACUGUGCCAAGUCCCUUAGCUGGGCUUUUUUAUUUACCUGCAUGGGGGCUAUUCAGCCCGGAGUUUGCCUCUUAGAAAAUCACUUAAAUCUCUGGCUUGAUUUUCUACACAUUCUUUCCCUAGAUUUUUUGCACUUCUAGGGACUGAUUUAAAUAAAAAGGCUGCUGCGAAAAGAAAAUUAAAAAAGGCUGCAGAGCAAAGCAAAGCUUAUUCCUUGCAGGGUGGUAGAAGACUCGUGGAGGAGGGCAAUUUCCCGCCUUCUUAAAUUGUCCUUUGAAAUCACCUAUUUUUGCUCUCCCAUUCCAGAGCUUCAGUGGCUCCUUGACUUCCCCAGUUGUGUCAGAGCAAAUGGAGAAACGUCUGCAGGAGGCUCAGCUCUACAAGGAGCAAGGGAACCAGCGUUACCGGGAAGGGAAGUACCGAGAUGCUGUGAGCAGGUACCACCGAGCUUUGCUUCAGCUCCGGGGUCUAGAUCCGAGUCUGCCUUCCCCGAUCCCUAAUCUAGGACCUCAGGGCCCGACUCUCACGCCUGAACAAGAAAAUAUACUGCACAGCAUCCAGACAGACUGCUACAACAAUCUAGCUGCCUGUCUCCUUCAGAUGGAGCCAGUCAACUACGAGCGCGUGAAGGAGUAUAGCCAGAAAGUCCUGGAGCGGCAGCCUGCGAAUGCCAAGGCCCUCUAUCGAGCUGGAGUGGCCGCUUUCCACCUGCAGGACUAUGACCAAGCUCGCCACUACCUCCAGGCUGCUGACCACAGGCGGCCCAAAGCAGUGUACCUGGCUCUGAGCUCAGGAAUCACCCCUUGUGGGCUGAGGGGACCAUAUGGAAUACUGGAGGAUCAAUUCUGGGUCGACUGUGUGCAAGGAAAACACCCUUCCCGGGGCUGGACAGAUAGCAUGGAGGUAAGGUGUUUGCCUUCCAUACAGAAGAACAGUGGUUCGAAUCCCGGCAUCCCAUAUGGUUCCCUGAGCCUGCCAGGAGCGAUUUCUGAGCAUAGAACCAGGAGUAACCCCUGAGUGCUACCAGGUGUGACCCAAAAACAAAACAAAACAAAGAAAGAAAAUACCCUUCCCACUGUGCUAUUGCUCGGCCCUUUAUUUA